Messenger RNA from Conger conger (European conger), 1116 nucleotides. RefSeq names its product POU class 4 homeobox 1 (gene pou4f1). NCBI's taxonomy places the organism in Eukaryota, Metazoa, Chordata, Actinopteri, Anguilliformes, Congridae. The record is from RefSeq and is a predicted model, not a curated record. Gene Ontology annotation, biological process: regulation of transcription by RNA polymerase II. Bases 1 to 1101 code for a protein of 366 amino acids. The transcript has 2 exons. Gene Ontology annotation, molecular function: DNA-binding transcription factor activity, RNA polymerase II-specific; RNA polymerase II cis-regulatory region sequence-specific DNA binding.
AUGAUGUCCAUGAACAGCAAACAACCCCAUUUUGCCAUGCAUCCGACCUUACCUGAGCACAAGUAUACCACCCUGCAUUCCAGCUCCGAGGCAAUACGGAGAGCAUGUCUACAGACUCCACAGUUGCAGAGUAACAUCUUCGCCAGCCUGGAUGAGACUCUCCUGGCGCGUGCUGAGGCUCUCGCGGCCGUGGACAUCGCCGUGUCCCAGGGCAAGACCCACCCAUUCAAGCCCGACGCGACGUACCACACGAUGAACAGCGUGCCCGUGCCAUGCUCCUCGAACUCCACCGUACCACUCGCCCACCACCACCACCAUCACCACCACCACCACCACCAAAACCUGGAACCUCCGGACCUCAUGGACCACAUCAGUUCGCCCUCGCUGAGUCUCAUGACCGGCGGGCACGACGGGGUCGGAGGCGGCGGAGGAGGCGGUGGCGGGGGCUUGAUUUCUACUUCUGCACACCCGCACUCACACAUGCACGGCUUAACCCACCUCUCCCACCAAGCCGCUAUGAACAUGAAUUCACCCCUCACUCACCACGGGCUUUUGCCCGGCCACCAUGGCGGACAGAGCGCCUCUGGACUCACGAAUAACGGACUCCCGUCCAUCAACGAUUCGGACACAGAUCCAAGGGAACUCGAGGCUUUCGCAGAGCGGUUCAAGCAAAGGCGAAUCAAGCUUGGCGUCACCCAAGCGGACGUGGGGGGUGCGCUUGCGAAUCUGAAAAUUCCCGGUGUUGGCUCCUUAAGUCAAAGUACCAUUUGUCGGUUUGAGUCGUUGACUCUGUCACAUAAUAACAUGAUAGCGCUAAAACCCAUACUUCAAGCGUGGCUAGAAGAGGCCGAGGGGGCUCAGAGAGAAAAAAUGAGCAAACCGGACAUUUUUAACGGGGGAGAAAAAAAACGCAAGCGGACGUCCAUAGCGGCUCCAGAAAAAAGAUCUUUGGAAGCCUACUUUGCUGUUCAGCCCCGACCUUCUUCAGAGAAGAUAGCAGCUAUUGCAGAAAAACUGGACCUCAAAAAGAACGUGGUGCGAGUAUGGUUCUGCAACCAAAGACAAAAACAAAAGCGGUUGAAGUUUUCUGCAGCGCAUUAAUCGACCGAAAUAGUA